CUCCCUUUCUCUCUCUCUCUCUCUCUCUCUCUCUCUCUCUCUCUCUCUCUCUCUCUCUCUCUCUCUCCCCCGCUUGCUCGCUCGCUCGCUCGCCUGUCUUCAUGUCGUGGAUUGAUGAACGCGAAUCGCGUGUAAGCGCCGCCACCGCCGGGAGUCUGAGGAAUUCGCCUGGGCUGUUAGAGGAAAGAGCUAAGUGAGCGCGCGCGCUCUACCUACCGACAGUGAACAGAGCCGCUGCCGCCCGAGCCCUCAGCCGGCACCGCGCCCCCACCUGCCCAGCCCCCAGCCCAGCAGUCCAGCCCGGGGGAGCCGGCCAGCUUGGGGGUUCGGUCCCGGGGGGAGGGGAGUUUCGGGGAUACCGGGCGGGGGAGCGUGAGCCAAGGGGAGGGGGCCGCAGGUUUUCAUGUGCCCAGCAUGAGUUCCUACUUCGUCAACCCCCUGUUCUCCAAAUACAAAGGCGGCGAGUCCUUGGAACCGGCCUAUUACGACUGCCGGUUCCCUCAGAGCGUGGGCAGGAGCCAUGCGCUGGUGUACGGGCCCGGAGGCUCGGCGCCCGGCUUCCAGCAUGCCUCGCACCAUGUCCAAGACUUCUUCCACCACGGCACCUCCGGCAUUUCCAACUCAGGCUACCAGCAGAACCCGUGCUCGUUGAGCUGCCACGGAGACGCCUCCAAAUUCUAUGGCUACGAGGCGCUCCCCAGACAGUCCCUUUAUGGGGCUCAGCAAGAGGCGAGCGUGGUGCAAUAUCCCGACUGUAAAUCCUCCGCCAACACUAACAGUAGCGAAGGACAAGGCCACUUAAAUCAGAACUCGUCUCCCAGCCUCAUGUUUCCAUGGAUGAGACCCCACGCUCCUGGGCGGCGCAGUGGACGACAAACUUACAGCCGGUACCAGACCUUGGAACUAGAGAAGGAGUUUCUCUUUAAUCCUUACUUGACACGAAAGCGCCGGAUUGAAGUCUCUCACGCCCUGGGACUGACCGAAAGACAAGUGAAGAUAUGGUUCCAGAAUCGAAGGAUGAAGUGGAAAAAGGAGAACAACAAGGACAAGCUGCCUGGGGCCCGAGAUGAGGAGAAGGUGGAGGAAGAAGGGAAUGAGGAAGAGGAAAAAGAAGAAGAGGAAAAAGAAGAAAAUAAGGACUAGGAAAAAAGAGAGAGAAAAUCCCCCCCCACUCCCUUGAAGUUUCGUUUUAUGGUAGCAGAUAAAUUGAGAAGUUUACGACUGUCAUUUGCUUUUAUAGAGAAUAGAAUGGCACUCACUGCUCUAACUACCUGUCAGAUACGUGCAGUUCUGCUUUUAUUACCUUUGGACUUCCCCUGCUCCUUAUCUGUUUGGGGGGGGGGGGAGACCUAGACACAAGGAAAAGUUCUGCUCCACUUCAUGCUCAGCUCACACUCACUUGUCCUGGCUUCCAGCUUCUGAGCCCUUCCUGAACUUUAAGGUCUAAGCCUUCUCACACACCCACUUCUCCCCACCCUUCCACUCAGUGCUUCUCUGGUAUUUAUUUUAAAGGGAAUCCGCCUGAAGAUGUGGAAAAUGGUUCUUGCUUGGCUUGUAUGCUAGGAAUCAGAGUACUGAAUUAACUUCUUUUUUGAAAGAAAAGGAAAGAAGAAAAAAAGCAGAAGAAGGGAAUGAAAGGGAAAAACUGUUAAAAGAAAUAAAAGAUAGCAAAGAAGAGUCCCUCCCUCUCUGAGGCUCCUUCCUUAGAAAACUCCCUUGACUUUCUCCAGGAACCUAAGAAUCUCUCCACCCCCUUACUGAGGGGUAAAGAGGGGCCUGCAGUGGUCUCUAAAAUCCUACCUAUCCAUGCCAUAGUCACUUGGGCCCAAGCCUUCCUUGCCUGUCCUUGCUGAUUGAUUUCUGUUCUUUGGGCCCAGCUUCCUCUGAGCUGUCUUAGUGUUUGUGCUCAGAAAUCACCAUAAUCAUGAAGACAAUAUGCUGAUAAAAAACUUUAAUAUACUACCUAAAGGGAACCUGCAAUAAUCUUGGGGGAGGGGAGAGAAAGAGAAAAAAAAUCCUACUAAAGGAGGUAAAAACAGAAAAAAAAAAGAAAAAAGAAAAAAAAAACAAACCUUCAAUGUAUUUUAUCCCCACCUGUAGGAAGCAACCCUGCUCUGAGGGCAUCUGUAAUGCGGUUUUGUUGCCGUCUGUUGCUGCUGAUUUCACUAAGAAAAACCCCAACAACUGAGACUGCCUAGCCCGCUGGUCUUGUGGCUUUCAUUGUGCUUCUGACCCCAGUAGAGUAGAACUAAACCGCACUGAAUGCAUAGUUACUGUCUUGAAUUCUCUGUUUAUGCAACGUGCUCGAAAGGAAAAAAAUGUUAAAAUAUAUCUAUAAUAAUAAUUUUUGGUCAUUUGUCUUUAUGUCCAGCUAUGAAUGUAGAUUUUGUGUCCUGAAAGCCCUGUUCCUGGUCCAAGUACUUUGUAUUGUAUAAGUGAGUCAUAAUAAAAAAAUGAAAGAAGAAAUUGAA
This is a messenger RNA of Alexandromys fortis (reed vole), 2471 nucleotides long. It is a transcript of the gene Hoxc8, whose product is annotated as homeobox C8. NCBI's taxonomy places the organism in Eukaryota, Metazoa, Chordata, Mammalia, Rodentia, Cricetidae. Gene Ontology annotation, biological process: regulation of transcription by RNA polymerase II. Gene Ontology annotation, molecular function: DNA-binding transcription factor activity, RNA polymerase II-specific; RNA polymerase II transcription regulatory region sequence-specific DNA binding. The transcript is spliced from 2 exons. The record is from RefSeq and is a predicted model, not a curated record. Gene Ontology annotation, cellular component: nucleus. The coding region runs from base 415 to 1143 and encodes 242 amino acids.